AAUGGACAAUCAGGGGAGCGUACGAAGUGCCCGCCUCGCUUCCCUUCCGCCGCUUCAAGAAUCAGCAAGAGCUCCCCCGCCUCCCUCCAGCCUCGCGAAUCGCGUUCAGAAAUCCGACCACCACCGGUCUCGAAGGCGUCUCGAACGGAGCCCUAGAUCUCCGGCGGCCUCGCUUUGGGAUGCCCGGGGAAUCCGGCGGUGCUGCCUGCUGCGAGGCGGCGCCUCUUGCGGUUUGGCUGUGACUGCUCUCCCGUGCAGAUUAUGCUCGUUGAUUGAGGUGGAAUUGGGUGAUGCUCGGUGCGCAGUAGGAGCGCUGCUCUCGAGUUGGGCGGGGAGCGCGGGAGGAAUUACAGGGGCGAGUCCAGGAGGGAGAUGAAGGAUGUGGCCGUGGCUGGAAAGGAUUGCGUCCGCGUGCUGGGACCGGGUCCGGAGGUACGCGCUUACGAGGAAGGAUGAGGACGACGGCCACGAUGACGGCGACGGUGACGCCGGGGCCGGGGCCGACGAGCUGCUGUGGUCGCGGGACCUCGCGCGGCACGCGGCGGGCGAGUUCUCCUUCGCCGUCGUGCAGGCGAACGACGUGCUGGAGGACCACAGCCAGGUCGAGACGGGCACCGCCGCCACCUUCGUCGGCGUCUACGACGGCCACGGGGGCGCCGAGGCGUCCCGCUUCAUCUCCAACCACCUUUCUGCGCACAUCGUCCGUCUAGCACAAGAACAUGGAACAAUGUCUGAGGAUGUGGUUCGAAACGCCUUUUCUGCUACAGAGGAAGGCUUCUUGUCGCUAGUGCGCAGGACACAUUUGAUAAAACCUGCUAUGGCCACUAUUGGAUCUUGCUGUCUGGUUGGCAUCAUAUGGAGAGGGACACUCUACCUGGCCAAUCUUGGUGAUUCUCGGGCAGUCGUUGGUUGUUCCAGUGGACAAAACAAGAUUGUUGCGGAGCAGUUAACAAGAGACCACAAUGCUGGCAUGGAAGAGAUAAGGCAGGAGCUCAGGUCUCUUCAUCCUGAUGAUUCGCAAAUAGUCGUUCUUAAGAAUGGUGUUUGGCGCAUCAAAGGCAUUAUACAGGUUUCAAGGUCUAUAGGUGAUGCAUACUUGAAGAAGCGAGAAUUCGCUCUUGAUCCGUCCACGGCUCGUUUCCACCUCUCUGAACCUCUCCGUCGGCCUGUUCUGACUUCAGAACCAUCUAUCUGUUCAAGAGUUCUUAGUUCGCAAGACAGGUUUUUGAUCUUUGCAUCAGAUGGAUUAUGGGAGCACAUCUCGAACCAGGAGGCCGUCGAAAUGGUCCACAAUAGUCCACGAGAAGGUAUUGCGAGGAGAUUAGUACAAGCAGCUCUAAAACAAGCUGCCAGGAAGAGGGAAAUGAGGUACGGUGAUAUUAAGAAGCUCGAUAGAGGAGUUCGCCGCUACUUCCACGACGACAUCACGGUCGUGGUCGUCUUCAUCGAUCACGAGCAGCUGGGGCAGGAGGGUUCAUCAGCCUCUGUUCCUGAACUCUCAGUUCGUGGGUUUGUUGAUGCAGGAGGCCCCUCCAGCUUUUCAGGGCUGAACGACGUUACUUGACACGGUAAAACCUUGUGUUGGCUUGAAUGCCUGUCGUUUUGAUUGUAAUAGUAGUUUCAGACUGGUAUUUCGUAGCUCUGUUAUCCUGUUCGUGCAUAGCUGCUACCGCUUCGCAUAAAUUUAACUUUUGGCCAUUACUAGAAUCGCGUUUCAUUCUGGCGAUUUUGGCUGCAUUAUUUCUCAUUUCCCCCUACCCCUCCCGAAGAAUAAGACGCGGAUCAAUAAAAACAUAUGCUACUACCGACUAUUUUCAUGAUAUAUUUAUCAGCUGAAGUUGGCACUUGAUGAA
Messenger RNA from Panicum virgatum (switchgrass), 1853 nucleotides. RefSeq names its product probable protein phosphatase 2C 43. NCBI's taxonomy places the organism in Eukaryota, Viridiplantae, Streptophyta, Magnoliopsida, Poales, Poaceae. Bases 380 to 1564 code for a protein of 394 amino acids. The transcript has 5 exons. Gene Ontology annotation, biological process: protein dephosphorylation. Gene Ontology annotation, molecular function: cation binding; protein serine/threonine phosphatase activity. The record is from RefSeq and is a predicted model, not a curated record.